Molecule: messenger RNA, 915 nt
Organism: Pyrenophora tritici-repentis Pt-1C-BFP
Lineage: Eukaryota; Fungi; Ascomycota; Dothideomycetes; Pleosporales; Pleosporaceae
Product: Leucine-rich repeat (LRR) protein
Molecular function (GO): protein binding
Source: RefSeq, a predicted model, not a curated record
AUGUUGUCUCUCAUCCUCCCCAGCCUUUUGGCCCUUGCUCAGGGUGCCCCGCACGGCCACCCCAAGGGAAACAGCACUGGACUCAACGCAGGCCUAGUCAGUGAUCUUGCUGUAGCGAAAGCCUUCGCCGCGCACAUCACGGGCCCCAGCAACGUCACCGCAAACUGGACUGCGGCUGGUGACGAUCUGUCCCUAUGGGAUGGCUUCUUCCUAGAGACCAACCCCGACACCAACCAGCUCGCACUCGCAUCCGUCGACAUCAACGGCUUCGGCCUGGAGGGCGACUACCAGUUGGAAGGCUUCCUCGACAAGCUUCACGACCUUGCCUUGUUCCAUGCCAAUAGCAACAACUUCAAGGGCACCAUUCCCAAGAUCAACAAGUUGAAGUACUUGUACGAGCUCGACGUCAGCAACAACAAGCUGUCCGGAUCGUUCCCCAAGAACGCACUCGGUGUCAACGGACUUACCUUCUUCGACAUCCGCUUCAACAGCUUCUCCGGAAAGCUCCCCAGUGAUCUCUUCACCACAUGGCCCCAAAUCGAGGCCAUCUUCGUCAACAACAACGAGUUCGAGGGCGAGAUCCCCAACAGCAUUGGUGCUUUCCCCGGCCAGUACCUCGCCUUGGCCAACAACAAGUUGAGCGGUGCUAUCCCCACCACCGUCGCCAACAUGGCUAGCCUCCAGGAGUUCCUCCUCCUCGGUAACCAGCUUACCGGCACCAUCCCCCAGGGCCUCGGUAACCUCGUCAACCUCACUGUCUUUGACGCUUCCCACAACCAGUUGACCGGCCCUGUCCCAGAGGACCUUUGCGCAAGCAAGUCGGUCCAGAACAUUACCCUGGAAGGCAACAACCUGGACAAGAACCUCGGCCCCAACUGCGCCCAGGCUCUGAAGAAGGGUGUCCUGACCAUCUAA